Entrophospora sp. SA101 is the source of this 951-nucleotide messenger RNA. NCBI's taxonomy places the organism in Eukaryota, Fungi, Glomeromycota, Glomeromycetes, Entrophosporales, Entrophosporaceae. The record is from the annotation of a GenBank genome assembly.
AUGACGAAAAAUUUCAAAUUUUUCAAAUUUUUACCAUUAGUAAAACUUCCUAGAGGUUACUAUAAUGUUAAAUCAUCAUCUACAAAUUACAAUAAAUAUUGGUCACCGUGGAAUUUUCCAUCUAGAAAAAAUAAAGUCUUGCGAGGAUUAUUGUUUUUUGAAUAUUCAAAUUUGCCAACAACGCCAUAUUUUUCAGUUUAUGAUGAAUCAUUAAAGAGACCAGUUAUUCCUGAGAUAGUUCCAACAGCAAUUGCAACAGUAGUAAAUACGUUUAUACCUGCAUUCUCGUUAUUUUUUUCAUCAUUUGGAUGGGCAACUGUUGGAGGACAUUUAUGCCUUAGACCAACAUUUUUAACAAAAUGUCAGCCGGAUCCAUCGAAAAUAAAUGCUUCGCCAGGUCAAAUAUAUUUUACAAAUGAUGUUUGUACAGGAAAAUUAGAAAGUACUGAAUUUCAAGGUGGGCAUUCAGCAACUGCGUUUGGUGGAUGGGUUUUCUUCAUAUUAUAUAUAAAUGGUAAAUCAAAGCCAUGGACAAAUGGUUCAUAUUUGUGGAAAAUUUUGAUUUUAUGUCUCCCACUAUUAUUUGCGUCAUGGAUUUCAGUCACAAGGAUUAACGACUUUAGACAUUUUCCAUUUCAAAUUAUAACAGGUGCAAUUUUAGGAAUUUUUGCAGGCUUAAUAUCUUAUAGAUUAUAUUUUGGUAAUUCAGAUUGGUUUAUUGGAAAUGGGAAUUAUUUGGAUCAUAUACCUGCACGCUAUAAAUUUAUAGAAGAUUGGGAUGAUAGAGACGUGGAUGAGGAAAGAGGAGGUAGUAGAAGAGGAAGUGUAGCAAGAGAAACUAAAGACGAUUUUAACAAAUCAACAUUAGUGUCUUUUGUUGAUAUGAUUGACCUACCAAAAGCAAAGGAAGGAAAAGUAAUAUGGAUGGUUAGAUUUGAUUUUGAGUUGUAG